ACUUUUGUUGGACCCAAGGCUUGUUUGACCGAAACGACUGGCCGUCUCUCUUGCGCAAGCACCGCAGGUACUCCACCACCUGCAUUCGCCCGGCGUCUCUCCCCCUACAGUCGCGUGCGCUCUUGUUCUUGCCCUCUCUUCUUCUUGUCGCUCUUUUGCAUUGGGCUUUCUUCUGCUUGCAUGACUCUCCGGCGUUGGGCUUCUGGGAGUCUUUGGCGAGCUUCGGGAUCAGAGGAGUAGCAAAGUUAUCGUGUGAGACGGCACCACGCACCCGCGAGCGUCGGAUUCUAGCCAAACAGAGCAAACAUGGCGGAGAGCAAGAGACAGAGCAUUGUGGGCAAGAUUGCGACGCCCAAGGUCGGCGGUGGGCCGACGAAGGAUGUCAUUGAUGGAGACUCGGUCUUGUAUAAGGCGGUUGGGGCGCGCAUUAAGAUUACAUGCGCUCCCCACAAUAACAUCCUCGAGGGCACGCUGUUCACCACGUGCAACAUCACCAACGCGAUUGCCAUCAACACCGCGCCUGCCCCGCCGAACCCUUCCGCUCCGCUCGCGAGCCAGCCCGGCGACUACCACAUCAUCCCGUUCGCACACAUCCUUAGUUUCGACCUGGUCGGCCCCGGUGAGCGUGUUCCUGAGUCAGGACCCGGGUUUGAUGGCGCGCUCCCGAGCAUCUCCAAGGUAGAUCUGGAGGCACUGAAGGCACGAGAAGAGCGCACAAUCCGGGAGAUGAAGCAGAAGGAUGCAAUGCGGGGCAAGAACGUGACGAGAGAGGCACAGGACAUUUUCGACUUUAUUGCCCGGACUCUCCCCACCCGCUGGGCGGAACCCAGCAUCGUCGUCAAUGACUCUGUGAUGAUCGACCCGCCGUACACCGUCGAGAACCUCCGAGCAAACAAGGACAAAGCCCAGAGCCUCGCCCAUGUCCGCAAGAUCCUCGAGAGCUACUACCAGCGCAAGAAGAGCUCCGCUCCCAACCGCGCCCCAGUAGCCACGCCGAUUGCGCCGAGAAAAGGGGGUUGAAUCAAUCCUCCAGAGAGUGGACAAGGAAGGAUAUCUUGGACAUGGGGAGGCGCGGCAAGGCGAAGAAAGGGAUUCUAUGAACUUUUCUCUCGAAGAUGGACAAUCUCCUUGGUUGGCACAUAUGUAGCUCGCGUGGUGUGCUUUGUUGCCAAUGCUUUCGGGCAAAAUAUGUAAGCCAGUUGAUAGUCAAAAGGAGACAAGCAGAGCUAGGCGGCUGUUAAUAUGGAAUGGGGGAGUCUGAAAGGUCUCUCUCUUCUCGGUGGCAUUUGUGCACUACACUAAAAUGAACUGUACCUAGUUACCUAAAGAAACCAACCCUUUUGUCCGAAGGUUAGGAUUAAUCGAAA
Molecule: messenger RNA, 1367 nt
Organism: Lindgomyces ingoldianus
Lineage: Eukaryota; Fungi; Ascomycota; Dothideomycetes; Pleosporales; Lindgomycetaceae
Exons: 3
Coding region: 307-1020 (237 amino acids)
Source: RefSeq, a predicted model, not a curated record